GGGUUAUAGGUCAGGAGUCAGAGGGUGACGCCGCCGUGGGCCGCGCAGUGACCCUGGGGGCUGGGACGGACAGAGGGAGGCAGGAGGCGGCGGGGGCAGGCCAGGAUGACGGGCAUGGCCGACAACCACCGGGAGAGCUGGGCGGGGCUGAUCGCGGAGGCCGAGCGGUACCGGCGCCGGACGGGGAACGAGGUGGUUCUGAUCACGGCUUACCGGGCCCCGCAGCCGGGCGGCUUCGCCUACACCCAGCACGGCUGCGGGGCCCUGGGCGACGCCACCCGCCGCUACCUGGAGGACAUCGCCGUGGUCCACAAGACCACGGCUUUUACCUACGCCGCCCGGCCCGCACCUGCCCCCCGGCCGCCCCCCAGCCCCUACUCCCGCAGCUGCCCCCCCCAGGACCCGCCCGCCAGCCCCCACUGGAUCGCGGGCACCCAGGGAGCCCCGGCUGAGGCCGUUGGGGGGCAGGAGGAAGAGGAGAAAAACAUGCCGGCGCCCAGGGAGAUGGAGUCACCGGGGAAGCAGCAGCCCCCCAGCGACACCACGGGUCUCUUUGUGAUGGAUGAGGACUCCCCCAGCCAGGACUAUGAGCCCUUCUUCGAUUCGGACCCGGAGAGCACUGACGAUGGCAGCCUGAGUGAGGAGGCGCCCGCCCAGCCCCCCCCCCGCCCCCCCAGCCACCAGUACGCCAAGUCACUGCCCGUCUCCGUCCCCGUCUGGGCCUUCCGGCAGGCGGGGCCCGAGCAGCGCUCGUCUGACGAGGAGAAUGCCAAGCACUCGUCCCCCGACCUGGAGAAGAUCGCGGCCAGCAUGCGGGCACUGGCCCUGCGUGGCUCCGACGGCACCGAGAUGUUCGGGGACCUGCCCCGCCCCCGCCUCAACACCGGGGACCUCCAGAAACUGCAGCGGAAGUAUUGACACCCCCCCGCUGGGGGAGGGGCCCCCCCGACAGCGCCCCCUCCCUUGGACACUACACCCCCCCCAAUGGCAGGGCAAGGGGGAAUCCCCCCCCCCACCCCGGCCCCCAAGAGGCGACAGAGGGCUCUCGGGGGCGCCGUAAGCCGGUGCAUCCAAGCUGCGGGGGGAUAUUAGCUGACUGCUCACGCUACAGGAUCACAAGGGUUGCGGGGAGAUGAUGGGGGGGGGGGGGGGGCUGUGUCCCUCCCCCUCCACACUCCAUCCCCUCCCGCAGCAGCAGAUGUGGUGGGGAGCCCCUCCGGUCCCCCCAGCACUACAGCUACUGAGAGGGGAGCACCCCCUGGUGCCCCCUCCACACACUACAGGGGACACUGCCCCCCCCGCCUUCCCCCAAAGUGUCUUAAGAGAUUUUUGUAAGGCCCUCCAUUUGCACAUGAGCUGUUCCCCCGGAAAAGGGGGGCAGUUUCCCCAAACCCCCCUAUGGGGGGGGGGGGCUCUGCUGUCAGCCUCCAGGAGAGACUUCUCCCCCCUGCCCCCCAGAACUGACACCCUAAUUUUUGGGGGGUGGAGGGAACUGCCCCCUCCUUUGAGAGGAAAGGCAGGGGCUGGUUUUCCGAGCCCAGCCUCGGUACCUGACCCCAGAGGGUCCCUGGCCCGGACCCCCCCCCCAACCCCUUCUUUUGUACCAGAUGUUCAGGGGCCCUGGCCCUGCCCCUUUAUUUUUGUCCAAAGAUGAUUGGUGGGUCAGGGCGCGGGGAGCCCCGCCCCUCCAUCCCCUUGUUGGCCAAUAAAAAGAUGCCAACUUUUACCAGCUUCA
This is a messenger RNA of Caretta caretta (loggerhead turtle), 1735 nucleotides long. NCBI's taxonomy places the organism in Eukaryota, Metazoa, Chordata, Testudines, Cheloniidae. The record is from RefSeq and is a predicted model, not a curated record.